This is a messenger RNA of Corticium candelabrum, 2182 nucleotides long. RefSeq lists its product as uncharacterized. The record is from RefSeq and is a predicted model, not a curated record. NCBI's taxonomy places the organism in Eukaryota, Metazoa, Porifera, Homoscleromorpha, Homosclerophorida, Plakinidae. Bases 73 to 1875 code for a protein of 600 amino acids. The transcript is spliced from 7 exons. Gene Ontology annotation, molecular function: flavin adenine dinucleotide binding; pyranose oxidase activity.
CUCCGGUCAUCCCCCUUCAACAAUCGCUGUCAAAGUCACGAGGCAUCAAGGAUUCUCUAAACUCUACAAGCAAUGGGAGAGGGCCAAUCCAAGCCUGAACCCACUAAGACUACAACCACAGUUAAAUCUACAGGUGAUAGUCCAACAGUAGCAGCAGCCACUGAUCUAAAAUCGCAGACUAGCAAACAAGAAGCUGCAACCAAAGAGGAGGACAUCACGGAGGUCAAUCUCAAACAUUACCGCGUAGAUGCCGUCGUCAUCGGUGCCGGUCCUCUUGGGUCUACAUACAGCCGAGAGCUAGUGGACGGCGGUAUGACAGUCAUUAUGCUGGACGCGGGACCGCAGCUCUCGCCGACGCCCGGCUGGCACCUGAAAAACUCGUACGUCUGGCAGAGAGACUAUAACUCGUUUAGCGGUCUCAUAGCGUCGCAUCUGCACGAUGCAUCGGUGCCCACCAGCGAGACACCCGUCAUCACACUCGAUCCGGCCGCAUUUCAUGUGGAUCUCACCACAAGUAGGAAGUGCAAGGGGUUUGUUCGCAACAAUCAAAAUCCCAACCAGAAUCCGUUUCUCAAUAUAGAUGGUGAAGCAGAGGCGUUCUGUGUUGGUGGCAUGGCCGUUCAUUGGACGUGCUGCAUUCCAAGAGAAUGUAUUAAUAUCGAGAGAAGUAGCUUGCUGUCUGAUCGCGAGUGGGAAGCAUUGUACAGCAAAGCUGAGGAAUAUUUGUGUCGCAACGAUGACGUGUUCGAUGAUUCUAUCCGCCAUGUGGUCGUGAUGAAUACCAUUCAGCAUGUGCUUCCAGGCCGUGGUGUACGUAGCCUUCCACUUGCUGUUCAAAGGAAUGAGGACGAUCCAUCACUGGUGCAGUGGUCGGGUACAGACGUCAUUAUGGGCACGCAUCUCAUUGAUAUACUCAACAAACGGAGAGACAAACAAUUCCGCAUUCUGACUGAACAUCUUUGCUAUGAGCUUGUUCCAACCGAAGACGGUAAACAUAUCAAGUUGGCUCGAUGCCGAGAUCUCAGAAAGGGCAAAAAGUUCAAGGUGGUCAUCGAUGCCAAGCACUUCAUUGUAUGUGCUGGAGCUGUCCGUACACCCCAACUUCUAUACGCCUCCAACAUCCGUCCAAGAGCAUUGGGGCGGUAUAUAUGCGAGCAACCCAAGUCUUUCUGUCAGGUGGUGCUCAAAGAGACCAUCAUCGAGUCUAUCAGAAACAAGAGCUUCAUUGGUUUGACUGAUGAAAUGAAACACGACAUUCAAAAUCAAAUAGACGAUAACCCAGAAGAUCCUAUACCUAUUCCUACUGAUGACAAAGCCCCACAGGUCAACAUUCCCUUCUCAAAAGAGCAUCCGUUUCACUGUCAAAUACACAGAGAUGCAUUCAAGUAUGGCGUCGUUCCAGCCAAUGUUGAUGAUCGACUCAUAGUCGAUCUUCGCUGGUUUGGUUACAUGGAACCCAACCCAGAAAACAGAAUAGAGUUUGAGAACGAGAUCAAGGACAGAUUUGGAAUGCCUCAACCUACAUUCUACUUCAAGCUCAGCGAAGAAGAUGCCAAACGAUCUCACAUCAUGAUCAAUGACAUGACCACAGCAGCUGUAGCUCUAGGAGGUUUCCUCCCAGGAUCCGAACCACAAUUCAUGCCUAUUGGAAGCAGCCUCCAUCUCACGGGAAGUGUCCGAAUGGGAUCAAAAGAUGAUGACACAUCGGUCUGUGAUACCUACUCUAAAGUAUGGAAUUUUGACAACCUCUGGGUCGGAAGCAAUGGCGUUAUUCCAACUGGGACUGCAUCUAAUGUAACUUUAACCUCAGUAGCCUUGGCCAUUCGAUCAGCUCGAAAAAUUCUAGGCAAACCAGACCUCAGCCACGACAUGUAAUAGAUAAUAGAACAUCAAAAAUCAGUGUAAACUGCUGUAAAAUUUAAUGAGCUCAUAACAUAGACAUCUUGCAUCAUACAAUCUAUGGCUGCUGUGACUGUUAAUUCAUGUUGAAUCUGUAGAUCAAACAGUGGUAAAGAUCAGUUUUGAUUUUCAGAUCAACAGGAAAGACAACAAACACGCAGACAGUGCAACCGAAAUUGCAUCACGCUCACACUAGAAGGGAUGUAUACCCCAUUUCAUCACAUGAUCCAUAUUUGUCAGGUGUUGUUGUGUAACUCUCGGUGGAGUCCCGCCAUCCAAUACC